Molecule: messenger RNA, 789 nt
Organism: Oreochromis niloticus (Nile tilapia)
Lineage: Eukaryota; Metazoa; Chordata; Actinopteri; Cichliformes; Cichlidae
Product: malonyl-CoA-acyl carrier protein transacylase, mitochondrial
Exons: 3
Coding region: 1-561 (186 amino acids)
Source: RefSeq, a predicted model, not a curated record
AUGCAGAAGGCCUCAGAACUGGUUCCCAGUGGGAUGCUGUCAGUCAUUGGUAGACCUCAGGAUCAGUAUAAUUAUGCCUGUCUGCAGGCAAAAGAGCACUGCAAGAGUCUGAGGAUGGAGAAUCCUGUGUGCUCUGUGGCCAACUACCUGUUUCCAGAUGGCAGGGUUAUUGCAGGGCACCAGCAGGCUCUGGAUUUCCUCCAGGAAAACUCUCGGCGCCUAAAGUUCAUGCGGACCAAAACUCUCCCAGUCAGUGGUGCGUUCCAUACUGAGCUGAUGGCAUCGGCUACUGAACCCCUCAGAGAGGUGCUCCGGCAGGUGGAGAGUGAGGGAAAGUCUUCCCUUCACCAUGAACUCAAACUGAAGAGACGGAUCCAGCGGGAAAACAGUCAGCGGGAACGCAGCGGGAGCGCCCGCAGCAGCUGCAGCAGCAGGGGCAGCCAAUCUGAUGACUUGACUAUCCAUGAGACGGAGAAAACAGAAAAAGAGAAAGACAAACAGGACUUAGAGAUUGAAAACAUUAUCAAGGUAAGUGAGGGCUAUAAGAAUCUUUUUUUGUAAUAUUUAUUUAAUUACAUCAUGCACCAAACUAUCCAUGGUAGUGAUUAUUUAACUAAUUCAUAGUGGCACUGGGCAGCUGCCAGUGCAGUUCAUUUUGUCCAUUUAAAAAGUACCAUGUACACUCACUGGCCACAUUUUUGUUAGAUACACCUGUUGUGCAUCCUCAACCCGAAAAGGCCCCACAAGCUCAUCUUUGAUGAUACCAGCCCAAACCAGUACUCCACCUCC